Messenger RNA from Eruca vesicaria subsp. sativa (arugula), 799 nucleotides. The record is from the annotation of a GenBank genome assembly. Lineage: Eukaryota; Viridiplantae; Streptophyta; Magnoliopsida; Brassicales; Brassicaceae.
CUUUGUUUUCUUCGAUUCGUGAAGCUUCUCCGGUAACACUCCACCUCGUCGCCUAUCUACGGUGUGAUUCCGACCACCGUAUCUCAUCCUCAUCCUCUGUGACUGUCUCAGUCUGAAUCCCUAGUUAGCGUAUCCGGUUUGGUUUUGUGUUUGUUGGUCCAUGUCAAAUUCUCAAAUUGAAUCUGGCGCUCCCAUCACUCUACAAGAGUUGUACCCUUCUUCCCCCUUUUUCAAGGAAGCUCUCUCCCUUAGAGUUACAGGAUUGCUGAGAGCAUAUUCAGUUGAAACAGAUAUAGGUGUUAUUGAAGAUGGAGACAAGAGUCUCAAAAUCAACACUCAAUAUUUAAGAGAUGUUAGUUUCCGGGUUGGUUCUCUUUACCAGUUCAUCGGAGAGCUUCACAUUGAGCCCAAUAAUGAGGCUAUCUUGCAGGCUCGAACCGGGAGAAAUGUGGAUGGAGUCGAUAUGAAUCUCUACCGUAAAACAAUUGAACUCCUAAGGCAGUUUCUUGAAGUAGAAGAAGACAACAGAAAUAUGGUCGAAUGAGAUUAUCUAUCAGAUCACUGCCAUCCAAGUAGUAUAACUCACCUGCAUUUUAAUAUUUUGUUCCUUUGUUACCACUUUGCUCACCUGUAGAUGCAUCCUAGCAUUCGUGGAUUUGUUUUGGUCUUCUUUAUAUGUGAUCAUUGAAUGUGUUGGAAAUUCUGAAUUCUCCGGUUUGGUAAGCAGUUGAGCCGAUAUGGUGUUGACAAUGAGUUAGCAUCUUUUCAAUCAUUGAUUUUUAUAAAAAUUUAAUCUUUU